Planococcus citri (citrus mealybug) is the source of this 2446-nucleotide messenger RNA. RefSeq lists its product as uncharacterized. The record is from RefSeq and is a predicted model, not a curated record. The transcript is spliced from 2 exons. Lineage: Eukaryota; Metazoa; Arthropoda; Insecta; Hemiptera; Pseudococcidae. Bases 241 to 2073 code for a protein of 610 amino acids.
CAAGUCACUUUCACCAGUUCAUUUCCAAGUGUGGCUUAGUGUGUAUGCUUUCAUACGCCAGGUAGGCGCGGGGGGCGGUUUCCCGCGCACGCGCCGAUUACAUAUUUUAGGUUCAGAUAUAGUUCAGAUACAUUGUUGAUUGUAUUCCGUUAGCCAGUAAAUUUUUAUCUCAAACCGUUUUUAUCAUAUGCAUGAACGUUAGUGCUCUUUAUAGGUAUUCUAGUCAAUGUUUGGAUUGAAAUGGAGUCGAAUCGAGAACUGGAAAUGGAUGGAAUCGCUUCCGAUGUUCGAGUACAUGAUAUUUUUCAUCCAACUCCAGUACCCCUGAAAGAUCUAUCAGCGAUCGCCGUUAGCCUCGAAAUAUGGCGUUGUAAAACGAAUGAGUAUCGUGAUAAUUGCAAAUUGAAAGAAUUUUGUCCAUCUGGUGAACCCAUCUUAUUGAAACAAAUGCUGCCGUAUUUGCCAUCUGUGAUUUAUACUGCGAUCGAUAAAUACGUCAGAAGAUUUGGGCGUUCGAUGGAAAAUUGGCUGAAAGAGCAUCAUAAAAGAAUAUUCUAUUUUUAUUACUACCACCAGAAUUCAGUUUUGGAACACUUCGACGAAUUUGUAUGCGAUUACACCGGUGCUGUUGAUUACGUGAGGACAGCCGAACGCAUGAUGCAUUGUCAUCCAUUUGAUGAGAAUCGAAAGUUUAUGAUUGCUUGUACAUAUUUUUUCGAAGACGAUAUCAGACGACUUUGGCCAUUAGUGUCGAGAAGCAUGGACUUGAAUACUAUGGAUUUUUCCAAUAGUCCACAAUUGUAUUACUGGAUUUGUUGUCUGCGAAAUGAAUUAAAUAAGAUUCCAUCUAACGAAGUGAACAUUUCUGUCGAUGAAGUGAUGUUUGAAGUAAACAUGCCUCAAAAUGGGCCAUCGUUACAGUAUUUUUGGAAUCGUAUGCCAUUGCAAAAUCGAAUGCGAAGAGCUCUCGGUAUUUUCACCCGUGAUAAACUAUCUUUUGCUCGAUUCAUUCUACCAAACUUGGACGAUCAACAACUCGAAGAAUUUGUUAAUGAAAGAAGCCAUAAACUAAUGAGUAAUCUAUUUGAGAACGUUUGGUGCGAUAAAGAAUUGGUUCUGCUAGCCUGGAUGCACAUUAGAAAAGCCAUAAGCGUAGAUGGGUUUACGAAACUGGCCGUGAAAAUGUUGCAAAAUGAGCUGAAGGUAUUUCCUGUUGAGACCACCACAGAUACAGAUCGUGAAUCGAGGAUUCAGUUUGAUUUGUGUUGUGAAAUAUGGAUCAGUUCUCCGGAAAAUUUGAAACGUUCGGCGGUUGUAGAAAUCAUAUCUAAUAAGAGGUUGUUUAGUAACUUGGUCGCUCGUGUUUCCAAUACUGAAGAAAUCGGAUUCUUACCGAUUUUUCUAUCGGAUGCCACUUCUGCGGAGAGAAGUAGAUUUUGGUUUGAUUGCUGGGAGGAUUUGGUCGAAAGUGCGCGAUGCAAAGAUUUGGCCAAAAUAAUGAAACUGUGUUUCGAAAACGAACAUGAUAGAACGCAAUUCAAAGAGAACAUUAUGGCCAAUAGUCGCAGGGUCCAUUGCUUUUGUAGUAUGUUAUUGCAGUGGUUGUGCUUCGACCAAUUGAAUAAUUUUGCCAGUUUUUUAUGGUCUGAUGUACAAAGGGCUAGAAGUUUUAAACAACAGAUACUACGGAGCACUUUUCUUGGCUCAAAUGAUACUAUUAUUGAUAGGACUUUUCGUGAAACGAAGGAACUUAAUAAAUUCAUUGAAGAUGCUUUUGCCAAUGCCGAACUAUCUACAGACUUCAAAAAUCAACUCAUGUCGUUACCUGAAAUACAAAGAAGUUUGUCGCAACUUUCGCUAUAUGUACCCUUUGAGCUCCUAGUCGAGUUCAUCGACACAUUCGUUUCGUUAGAAACUACCCUACUGGAGAUGAAAGCGCGUAUAAUUGAUGAAUUGAAAGAAAGAGCAGCUAAUUGUAAAUCGUCGAGGUGCGAAUUUUAUCACACUCCACUUUUAUUAUGGUGUUUGGGUAGCCAGGAAGAAGUUGCCAAAUUCAAGGAAAAUUAUUUAUGAUCCUUCAAAGUUACAUUUCUGCUUGAAAUUCGUUGUAAAGUUUUUUCUCUACGAUCAAUGAGAUUGUUAUUGUUGUAAAUUUUGUUUUGCCGGGUCAACUACGAGUAUUUGAAUUUUUUGGCGAUUUUUUUCUAAUUGUAUUGUUUGGUUAUUUUUCUCCAUUUUAUCUCGAUUAUUAUAAGUGUUCAGUGUUCACAUAUGUAUUUAAAUGGGAACUUUUUUAAAAAUGAUUUGUGUGAUAUUUUAUUGUAAUCAUUAAUCAAUUAUCUACCUAUCCUAUAGUUCUUUUGUUUUAUAAUAAUAUGCGUGAAAAAUACUAAUUCUCGAUGUGAUCCUAAUCUGCAAUAAAUUAAAAUCUACCAUUACGCGUUAA